This is a messenger RNA of Amaranthus tricolor (Joseph's coat), 399 nucleotides long. RefSeq lists its product as uncharacterized. The record is from RefSeq and is a predicted model, not a curated record. The transcript is spliced from 2 exons. Bases 1 to 399 code for a protein of 132 amino acids. Lineage: Eukaryota; Viridiplantae; Streptophyta; Magnoliopsida; Caryophyllales; Amaranthaceae.
AUGGAUCCAGCUAAGAUUGAGGCGGUGAGAAAUUGGCCUAAACCGAAAAAUGUGACUGAGAUUCGAAGUUUUCUAGGGUUGGCUGGUUAUUAUAGAAGAUUUGUGAAAGAUUUCUUGAAGAUUACCCGUCCAAUGACCAAUCUGAUGAAGAAAGACAAGAAAUUUGAGUGGACAAAGGAGUGUGAGGGAGCCUUCCAAACAUUGAAGGAGAGGUUGACUACUGCACCGAUUUCAACCCUUCCAGAUAGCACGUCUGAAUAUCUUGUGUAUAGUGACGCCUCGAAAAUAGAACUAGCAGACAUUGUCUUUGCUCUGAAGAUUUGGAGACAUUACUUGUAUGGAAUGAAGUGCAAAAUUUAUAUUGAUCAUCAAAGCUUGCGAUACUUGUAUACACAAUAA